Trichophyton benhamiae CBS 112371 is the source of this 522-nucleotide messenger RNA. RefSeq names its product 4''-phosphopantetheinyl transferase. The coding region runs from base 1 to 522 and encodes 173 amino acids. Lineage: Eukaryota; Fungi; Ascomycota; Eurotiomycetes; Onygenales; Arthrodermataceae. The record is from RefSeq and is a predicted model, not a curated record. The transcript has 2 exons.
AUGAACGAGGCCAUGCCUCCUUCAUAUGUUGAUCAGCCUUGCCAUCCCAUGCAAAUGAUAAAACGCCACAUGAUUCAAACGCAGUUAUCACCCCGCACCGCUAUCGACGAAAAGAAGAGAAGAAAAAUCGAAGCAUCAAUCCAGAAAUCGGAUAACGGAACCAUCACAAAAAACCGCUACCACCUUGCGUUUCUGGAAAGAACUGUAAAUGCCGGAGUCGAGAUCAAAUCGUAUAUUCGCAAGUGGGAUUCUCGAAGUAAAGUGCGAAUAUUGACUGUAGGAAAGCAGAGUCGAUUUGUGCGAUCAAUUCCGACCUUUAAAUCAUGGCAAAAACCCGAGUAUUCGCUUUCUCCUCCAGGAAAUCAUGCUUUAGAACAAUGUGAGGUAGCAAUUGGAAUUGAUAUCAACUUACCUUCUGGCUCUAGUCUUACGGCGCUUACGCUUGAGGCGGCGAACUCGCUUCUUUCUCCACUUGGCUCUCAUCUUCGAGAAUUGCUGAGGCUGUGGAUGAAAGGCAAUUAG